GCUCUCUACAAACAUCCUAGUUCUCCUCUCAUGCACUGCUUUCGACCCCACUUCGUGUUUGGAUUGACAUAUCCCUCAUUAUGGAGCCUAACAAAACAAUGCGGGCGUGGACCCAUACCCGUGCCGGGAUGCCUUCAGAUGUUCUGACAUUAUCUCAGCUGCCUAUUCCAGUUAUUUCCUCUCCUACGCAAGUUCUCAUUCGCGUGUUAUACUGCGCUCUAAACCCGGGUGGUAGUAUCAUCAUGCAACUCCUUCCAUUCCUUUUCCGCUCUUCACCUGCAGUACCCGAAAUGGACUUCUCAGGUAUUGUCGUGCAAGUCGGUGCGAAGGUACCCAGCGAUCGACAUCUCCAAAUCGGCGAUGAAGUUUUCGGUUCCAUCCCAGUUCCUCAGCACGUUAAAUCCACCUGCGGGGCUUUGUCUGAGUAUGUGGUGGUCGAAUCCUCCUCUGUGGUCCCUAAACCUCCUGGAGCUCUGAUUCAAGACGUUUCCGGUCUUGGUGUGGCUGGAGCAACCGCCCUGCAAGUCAUGAAACAAGCCAAGCUAAAGAAGGGCGAUAGUGUGUUGGUAAAUGGUGCGAGCGGAGGGAUCGGGCAUAUGCUUGUGCAAAUGUGCAGGGCAGAGGUAGGAGAGACUGGAAAGAUAGUUGCCGUCUGCUCGAAGAAGAACGUAAAUUGGGUGAAAGAGUUGGGGUGCGAUGAGGUCAUCGAUUAUGAACUGCAUGCUCCAGUCUAUGCAUACCUGGCAAAAUCCUACUCAGCAUCGCGCUUCAAUGUUGUUAUCGAUGCAGCUGGAGUUCAAGACUUAUUUCUUAACUGCCCAGCUUUUCUCGCAGAGGGAAAGCCGUUUGUCACUGUUGGCCCUCGUCUUCCCGGCUACACAUAUCUCAGCAUGCUCAGAGUCAUUGGUACAAUGGCGAAGAAUUUCUUAUGGCCCACCAUUCUUGGAGGGGUCCCGAGGUCUUACGUUCAGGUUACGGCGACUGCUAAUCUCGAGGCCAUGGAAGAGCUAGCGAAGAUGGUGGAAAGGAGAGAGUUAAGAAUCGUGGUGACCUCGUGCGCGGAGAUGGAGGAUGCAAAGCAGGCAUAUGAUCGCAUGCUUUCUGGUUCGAAGGGAAAGGUAGUAGUGAGAAUUCAGAACCCGUAA
Messenger RNA from Lindgomyces ingoldianus, 1145 nucleotides. RefSeq names its product zinc alcohol dehydrogenase. Bases 81 to 1145 code for a protein of 354 amino acids. Gene Ontology annotation, cellular component: mitochondrion. Gene Ontology annotation, molecular function: oxidoreductase activity; zinc ion binding. The record is from RefSeq and is a predicted model, not a curated record. NCBI's taxonomy places the organism in Eukaryota, Fungi, Ascomycota, Dothideomycetes, Pleosporales, Lindgomycetaceae. The transcript is spliced from 3 exons.